Molecule: messenger RNA, 2625 nt
Organism: Coccinella septempunctata (seven-spotted ladybird)
Lineage: Eukaryota; Metazoa; Arthropoda; Insecta; Coleoptera; Coccinellidae
Exons: 3
Coding region: 219-959 (246 amino acids)
Source: RefSeq, a predicted model, not a curated record
AUGAUUCACAGGGACUUAAAUUUAUAUCAAGCUGCUAUUUAUUCUAAUUUGCUACAAAGCUACAACAGAAUAGAUAUCCUUUUUCUUAUCUUAUCUGAAGUAAUCCAUUAUUUGUUAUUCUUAGAAGGUUUUCCUUCGUUCUAUGUUACCUACAAUAUAAUCUUGGUUUGAGAGCUGAAUUUGAGUAAGACAACAGGAUAACAAUAAUAAUACAUACCAUGACUCAAAUAAGUGUAGAAAAAAGGUUAUCAGUUAUUUACGGAUUAGCUGUAGCCACUGGUUUAGUAGUUACAAUAAGUGUAUCAAUAGCCUGGACACAUUGGAAAUCUACAUUAGACCAGUGUGUUUACAAGAAUUGCAGCUGUAUCUUAUUUGGCAAACAUACACCAGAUAUUUUUUUAGGAGGACCUGAAGCGUCAUGCAUUUUUGUUACUUAUGGACCUAUUCUUAGCAUAUUAUUUUCUGUUAGUUUUCUAUGCUUUCAUGGCUAUAGGUAUUUGUUCAUGAAGGAAAGACCAAAUGCUAGAAGUGUUAUGAGAAAAACGGGUGAUGGGGAGACCAUACAUAUGGCUGUGCAAUCAGAUGAUUCCAACCCUCUACCCAAGGCUUUCUGGGUAACAGUAUCAUCAAUGAGCAUAAUAUUUCUGAUUUACUCUGUGGUGCAUUUCAUAAUAUUCCUCUCUGGUUAUUAUCGAACAUGUAAAGAAUAUAGAAAGACACUUGAAAAUGAAUUAGGGCUAAGAGGAUCAGCUUUACCAGUCAUUCAUAUGCGCUUAUCUUGUGGUGGCAUUUUUGACUUUAUGGAUUACUUGCAUCCAAUUCCAGAAAAUAGUUAUAGAUAUGGUUUCAUUGACACUGGGUUAACUCUGAUGAUUGGCAUAACCACUUCUUUCCUAUCAGUUAUUUUAUUUACGGCUGCUUCUUACUUCAACGUAAAAAGGGCCAGAUUGAAUUAUUGAAAUAACUAAGCUCACAAAUUAUUGAUUUUCUAAAAAACUUUAGUCAAGAAUAUAAGUAUCUUAUUAUAAAUUUUAAACUUGUUGAUGGUAUGAAUGUCGAUCUUUCAACACAAGCAUUUGCAUUGCUUGGUUUUACCAAGAUAAGCAAAGGAGGUACAAAAAGAGAUCGGAAGUACUCGGGGUCACUUCGGUAUUGCCACACGCCACGUCACAGUAGGGCGCAUUGGCCGUAAAUUCGAGUUCAUUCGCUAUUUAAGCUGCUUUUGUGCACAAAAAAAAAGUGAAUUCUAAAAGACUUUUAAGGUCUUCACUAGCACAAAACCGUACGCACCGUUUCAUUGAACUAAGAUUAAAUUUUUAAACCACAUUUUUAAGCAUAGAAUUUCUAUGCAAUGAGGAUGGUUUAAGGAUUCCAAAGUUCAAUGAAACGGUGCACACAGCCAUAAACCUCCGAAUUUUUCUACAUCAAAUUCGGCCCAAAACCUAUAUAAAUAUUGGAAGUUAAUCCCUCUCUGUUUCAUUGUCCUCUAAACUGCGGUUUCUUUAAUUUUAUGAAAUUGGUAGUGUUGCGCAUGAACAUACACCUGAGGCAGUGGAUUUAUAUAGCUAAUAUUUUCGGUGUGGUAGAUAGGUCAGCAGGCCUAUUGGGCUCCUCUUUAUAAAUCCCAGGCCUGAGGCAAAACGAUUAUCGAAGUGAUGUGGCAGUGGCAUUGCGAGUCACUUUGAUUUUACUUUUCACAAAACUGCGGCGCGGCGUUGCACAUUUGGAAUUUUAAAAAAAUACACAUUUUUUUCAUAUGAAAAUGACAGGAUUUGAAAUAAUCUUUAUAUUUUAAAAAUUGCUUGCUUUUUCUUAUGAACUGCUUAUGCUUAAUACACUUUAUUACCUGAUUCCGUCCAUUUGUUAUAAAUCUUUACUUAUUGUCAUUCCCAUCUAAGAACCAUUAUUUUAAUUCUUUGGUGAUUAUUAAUCAUUGCUACAAUAAUUCUUUCGUACAUCACUAUUUUUGAAUGUAUUCAAACCCAUAAUGCUUGUAUGAGUUUCAUAUUUGCAUGAAUAUAUUUUGUAAUUGUUUGUGAAAUUUGUUCAAAUCUGUGUUCAUUUUAUUAUAUAAGUUUUUUUAUGUUAUUGAGAUAGGACCAUUAUUUUAUGAGAGAAACUUAAAUGGAAUGGUCUUUUUGGAACUAAUAGUGCCCUCAGUUCCAAAUUUGUAGAACAUAAGUACAGCGAAGUAGUGGACAUCGCACAUAUUUCUGCAUUACUUUUUAUGUUUUGAAUAGUAGGUUUUGUCUGAGGUCGCCGCCUAAUUAUCCAAAUGAAUACGUUUUUGUGGGGGUUUGUAGGCGACAUUCAACUGAAGAUAAAAAUUAAGAUUUGUUAAUGAAAAAAAUAAUGUUCUGACAUUAAGGAUGCUUGUACAAAACAAGUUAUUGCACAAAUGCUUUAAUGAUUACAUGGCUCAAGUUGGAUCUGAUUGCAGUUGUACAUUGUUAAACUUUCAGUCAUUCUUUUUACUUUUUUGUCAUUGAUGAGUAUUUUUCAGGGUCAUUUCAGUUUCUCUUGUAGUAUUUGGCCGCUAAAUAAGUUUAUAGCAAAACCUUUUGUGUGUACAAUUAAUUCUAAGAUGUAGUUUUUUAUAUUUUUCAAUAAAAUUUUGAUAAUUUA